Penicillium odoratum is the source of this 3300-nucleotide messenger RNA. Its product is annotated as Fibronectin type III domain protein. The transcript has 2 exons. Bases 1 to 3300 code for a protein of 1099 amino acids. Lineage: Eukaryota; Fungi; Ascomycota; Eurotiomycetes; Eurotiales; Aspergillaceae. Gene Ontology annotation, molecular function: protein binding. The record is from RefSeq and is a predicted model, not a curated record.
AUGUAUGAGCCACUUUACUACGCCUUUGACGCUUACCCGACGGUCAUUCCCCGAGUCAGAGUGCGAGGCGUGAUGGCUCUCUUCUUAGCGGUCUCCAUUCUAUGGGCCCUAAUCUGGCUUUUGUAUCGUGCAUGGCAGGUAUGCCAAACCCCCAAUGAGCUUCUCGUUGAGAAGCUGGGUCUAGAUAUUCCGCCGCCGCCCGAAGUCACCCUGGAAGAGAUCACGGCUCGUGAGAUCCACCUAGCCUGGAAACAACCCGAUUUUCAUAAUUCAAUACAUAAGCAUAUCAUUCAAGUGAACAGUGUCAAAGGUAUGUGCUUAUGCUCUGGAUGUUCAGUCUGCGGAGGAAAUAUUAAUAGAGCACUAGUGGGCGAGUCGAAACGAGCAGAGACCGCGGUUGAAAUUCUAAAUCUCAUACCCGGAACCAUCUAUCACAUCUGCGUUUUAUCCGUCAGUGCGGCAAAUUUCCAGACCCCAAGUGCCAUUCUCCAUGUUCGAACAAAAUCUCUUCCGUUGUCCCGAUCCCAGCAGGAUGCCCCCACCGGUGGUCCGACAAUCCGAGCAUCGAUCCCGCGAUCCACGGCCGGUCUACCGACUCCAUCUGCUCCGGUGAUGGCACGUGAACAUAGCGCGGGACAAUUGCCAGGGAAGCGGCCGGCCGCCGGCCGCAAACUGUCACCCGCGGCUGGAAUGGCAGAUUUUACACACGGACACGAUGAAUUGCAUAAAGGGGUGCUCAGGAACGAUCGCGAUGGAAGUCUGGAACAACUCGCUGAUCGAUUGAAAGCGUUACAACAAGAAAAUGAAAAUAUGGAAAAACAGGUGACUGAGGAGGAAGACGAGCAUAAUGCAAUGAUGAAGGAGUUGGAGAAGCACCGUGACGAGCUGAAGAAGCGGGUGAAGGAGAAGGAUGAAGUUAGCGGGGAUCUGAAGAAACAUGUCUCAAAACUGGAGAGCGUCAAUCGCUCCGUGCAGGGCGAGAAGUCCAAACGAAUGAGGCUUCUUCAGCAGAAGGAGGCAGAGCGCAAGAAACGUAAGAACGAUAUCAUUCGAUGGCAAGAAAGGAUUACACGGAUGACUGCCGAUGCCGCUCAAGCCAAAGAGGACAAGGCCCGGUUGGAGGAAGAUGGCGAAGCCCGAGGGGAAGAAAUCCGCAAGAAAAUUGCGAAAGAGCAGGCGGAGAUGAAGUUGAUCGACGAAGAAAUUCAAGACAAGGGAGGCCGGAUCAAGAAGCUGGAGGACGAACGACAAGGUCUCCAGGGCGGCGAUAACGAAGAUGGGAAGGAACUGGACCGAAUUGAUAAUGAGCGGGCUCGUCAAUGGGAGUUGAAGCUAGGCGAGCUCCACGCUCGAUACGCUACUCUCGUCAAUCUUCAUGCGCAAGCACAACAGCAGUAUCAAGAAGCCCAAGAGCGGUUGAAGUGGCUUACCACGCAACGUCCUAGUAGCUCAGGUCCAUUUGCCUUGCCGACUUUGGAAUUGGACAUGUCAAAUUCAGCGACCAUUCGGCCCCGCCGUCACCGCAGCUCUCUGGUUAGCAAUUUCUCCUCGCCUAUGAAUUACCCGGGUAUCGAAUCGACGUUCCCGGGAAUCAAUUGCAACCCGCCCUCUUCCAACUCGCCCACAUUCGCUCCUACGUCUACCUUCUUCAAUAUUAAUAAUGGAAUGACCCUGCCGAGUUUGUCCGAUCCACCAGAGAUCAUGCGCUCUGACGCGGAGGCUGCGUUCAACAAUCCCCAAAUGAGUCCCCGAGCCGAUGCCUUGCUGCCAUCGGAUCUGCUUGGCGACGAGGAGUCGCCUGAAUUCCCGCGCCCAGUGGGCCGCGCGCGAUUCUCGACGAUGGAUACGUCCAACAUGCCCUUGGAUGGAUUUGGCCACGGCCCUGUCUCGCCGGUUUCUUCUGGGAGUAGGCCCGGCAGUAUAUUUGCUAGCCCGUUGGAGGCCCGCAAUCGACGGGACUCUGAUUCCCAACCAGGGCACUUAUCCGCUACUGAGGAGGCGCCGAAAAGUGCUUCUCGACGACUUUCAGGUAUUUUUGGGUUCCACCGACCCCGUGGCAAGACUUUGGCGGACGGACCACCUAUGUUGGGUACUUUGAAACCGGGACAAAGCCAGUCUUUCCCACGAAACGUUGAUGAGAUGGACCCGAUCGGAUCGCGACGUCGGAGAUUGAGCUAUACGGGUAAUUGGGCAAAUGCAAUGUCCUUAUUCCCUCGAAGUAACACGACCGGUGUCACUGCAGACAGUUCUUCCGAUCAUGCGCCUUCCCGGAGGGCUGCUUUCUCAAACAUCUUCUCAUCCAGCAAAUUUGGGUUUGGCGGUGCUGGCAGCCGUGGAAAUUCUGAUCUGAGCACUGGAUACAAUCAAUUCAGCCCUCGCCAUGACCCCAUUGAUCCGUCGUCUCUUCUUGGUGGCGUUCGACGGGGAUCUCUUUCUCCGCGGCCGUCAUCCACGUUCUCGUUCGAUAAUACGAAUCAGCUUCCCCAUCCCUCUACGGACAACCGUCAUUUCGGGUGGCCAUCGACGGAUCAAAUGGGCCAUCGUAAUAGUCCUCUGGGAUUGGAUUGGACGUCUCCAUCGACGUGGUCAAGAGCACCUUCUCGUCGUCCCUCAAUCCAGUAUGGGUCGUCUGGGCAUCUUCCGUUGGGAUUGACGGGUGAGCCGGAUUUUGUCGAGGACACAUACGACCGUCAUCAUCGGCCGCUGCAGGCGCCGAUUGGUACCCGUCCGUCAUCAUCCCACCGACCUAUCACACCAAGGCUCAACCCGGCUGCGCCAUCUUUCAGAGGAAUUUUUGCGAGCAGGAAAUCUGACAAGGACAAGGAUCGAGACGAGUCUGAUGUCCCCUUUGACCUUCAUGUCGAUGAUGGGUCUCCUUCAGAGCCUCGCACCUCUCGCUCCUUCUCACACUUCACUGGCGAGUCAUACGAGUCCCUGGAACGCAUGCCGUCCGGUACCUCCGUCGACAACGCAUCGAAGGAAUCAUUCAUUCGCAAGAUCACACGCAAAGGCAGCUCGAGCAAAUUCAGCUCAUGGAAGGACCGCUCUGGUUUGUUCUCGAAAAAAGGCGAGUCCUCACAAACAGAUAUCGAUGAGGACGCAGCCAGUGAGGCCCAGCUGGCGAAGAGCAUUGACAGUACGCUCUCUAGCGUGCCAUCUGCGGACCGAUCUACUCGCAGCAGUCUUGGCUUCUUCUCUCGCAAGUCGCGGAGAUCCGACAAGGCGAGCGAGACGAGUGAACGGGCCAGUGAGACUGGCGAUGAAGAAAUCCCGGAAAUCCCAGAGAUUCUUUCGUCUUGA